Molecule: messenger RNA, 3188 nt
Organism: Drosophila virilis
Lineage: Eukaryota; Metazoa; Arthropoda; Insecta; Diptera; Drosophilidae
Product: UNC93-like protein
Biological process (GO): regulation of muscle contraction; regulation of potassium ion transport
Cellular component (GO): striated muscle dense body; plasma membrane
Molecular function (GO): potassium channel regulator activity
Source: RefSeq, a predicted model, not a curated record
CAAGCCGAACGCCAACAACAGCUGCCGUCGCUCCACAAACACGCUCCACGCUCCACGCUCCAAACACGCUCUACACGAACAUCGAGCAACGAUCUCCGAUAACGAGCAGCUGUUUUUGGGCCCGUUGUCAGUGCCAGAGUUAUCUGGCCGCAUCUCUGCCAAAACGCAAAUUUCCAACGCAGCGACGCGGCGCAGCGCAGCACCCCUGCCCCCCUCGCCUCAUCACAAGCACCCCCGCAGGGCAGCGACAAGUGCAAAAAGUGAAGUGAACUCCACAUACGAAAGCAUCGUUUCGCCAUUGUCGUCGUCGUCUGCUCUCUCGUGUCGCGUUCGUGUUGCGCUCGUGUCUCGUUCGUUUCUCUCUGUCGCGCGCUCGGCUUGCGCGCCGCUUCAAGUCCCAUUGUAAAUUACUUGCAAAGUAAAAUUUAGUCUCGGCUUUUAAUACCGUUUUAGUGCGUUUUCGAGUUGGUCGUGUUUUUUGUUACCAAAAAAAAACCAAAUAAAGAAACUUAAUACAGAAAGGCUUAAUUCUGCGGCUGUGACAAUUCCAAAAAAAAAAAAAAAUAAAUUAAAUAUAAAGUAAACUCUAAUAUCAGAUGAACAUUUUUUUUUCGGUUUCCUUAAACAUUCCACAAUAACUUUGCGGAACAAUCGCAAGCAACAACAAUUUAAUUUUGCACGUCCUGCGCAAUAAUUAUUGGCAGACUUGAUAACAGACUAUCAUCAACAAGAAUUAAACAAUUUUUUUUUAUAUAAUUUAACAUUUUGAAAAUUAAACGGAAAUGUAAACUACUCGCCCCCGCCAACUGAGCCUCGCUUCCUGUAAAUUAAGAACAAUCAUUUUUCGGUUUCGCACGCCGCAAACAGACAAAUUUUGCAAUAAAAUUUGAAAGCAACAAACAUUACAUAACACUUGACUGCAAGUACAAAAAUACAUAUUUAAAAGUAUCAUAAAUAAUUUAAAGAUAUAAUAAAAUACAAAACGAUAAACAACCAUAAAAAAACAAAUUCAAGACGGAAGUGUAUUUUUUUUUUUCAAAAGCCGCGCAUCCUGUUUGAGCUUUUCGCGCACACACAUACACACACAGACACAAACACACGCACACUUUGAGACGCGUAACUGGCUCGCGCUCUCGCACACGUAUAAGAGUUGUGAAAACGCAAACAUUUAACUCGCCUAAUUGUUAAUAAAAAAGGGCAACUUUUACCCCCAACCACCCACCAAAUAAAAGAGCGACACACAGCACAGAAAAGACCAGCAAAAUGACUGGUUUUACCAACGCCGGCUUUGAGAAUGAUGAGCCCGUCAAGCCAAAAGCUGGUUUCGAGCCCGACACCGCCUCGCUGCGAGAGAAAGUUGUGCUGAAUCCGGCCGAGAAAUGGCGCAUAUUAAAGAAUAUCUCAAUCAUCUCGAUAGCGUUCAUGGUGCAGUUUACUGCGUUUCAGGGCACGGCCAAUCUGCAAUCCUCGAUCAACUCAAAGGAUGGUCUUGGCACAGUAUCGCUCAGUGCCAUAUAUGCGGCGCUGGUUGUCUCUUGCAUCUUCCUGCCCACGCUGAUCAUUCGCAAGCUGACGGUUAAAUGGACGCUCGUUUGCAGCAUGCUCUGCUAUGCGCCGUACAUUGCCUUCCAGCUGUUCCCGCGCUUCUACACCCUGGUGCCGGCUGGCAUUCUGGUGGGUUUGGGCGCGGCGCCCAUGUGGGCGUCCAAGGCUACAUAUCUGACACAGGUUGGGCAGGUGUAUGCUAAGAUAACUGAACAAGCUGUUGAUGCCAUUAUUGUGCGCUUCUUUGGCUUCUUCUUUCUGGCCUGGCAAUCCGCUGAGCUUUGGGGCAAUCUCAUCUCCAGCUUGGUUCUGUCCAGCGGCGCACAUGGUGGCAGCAGCAGUGCCAAUUCCACAAUCACCGAGGAGGAUUUGCAGUAUUGUGGCGCAAACUUUUGCACCACCGGCAACGGCGGCCAUGGCAACCUGGAGCGUCCGCCAGAGAAUGAGAUCUUUGAGAUCUCUAUGAUCUAUCUGGCGUGCAUUGUGGCCGCCGUAUGCAUCAUUGCCUUUUUCCUGGAUCCCCUUAAGCGCUACGGUGAGAAGCGCAAGGGCUCCAAUUCGGCUGCGGAACUGUCCGGCCUCCAAUUGCUGUCGGCCACGUUCCGUCAAAUGAAGAAACCGAAUCUGCAGCUGCUCAUACCCAUUACUGUCUUCAUUGGCAUGGAGCAGGCCUUCAUUGGUGCCGACUUUACCCAGGCAUAUGUCGCCUGCGCAUUGGGUGUACAUCAGAUUGGGUUCGUGAUGAUCUGCUUUGGCGUUGUGAACGCUCUCUGUUCCAUUCUCUUUGGCUCCGUGAUGAAGUAUAUUGGACGCUUGCCCAUCAUUAUUCUGGGCGCUGUUGUUCACUUCACGCUCAUCUCCGUGGAGCUUUUCUGGCGGCCCAAUCCCGACAAUCCAAUCAUCUUCUAUGCCAUGUCCGGACUGUGGGGUGUCGGCGACGCCGUCUGGCAGACGCAGAUCAACGGUCUCUACGGUCUACUCUUCAGGCGAAACAAGGAGGCUGCCUUCUCCAACUAUCGCCUAUGGGAAUCCGCUGGCUUUGUCAUCGCCUAUGCCUAUGCCACAACGCUCUGCACCCGCAUGAAGCUUUACAUUUUGUUGGCGGUUCUCACGCUCGGCUGCAUUGGCUAUGUGAUUGUUGAGAUUCUCUACAGAAAGAAGCAACGCAAGAUCAAGAAGCAGGAGAAACUCGAGGCCGCCGAGAAGGAGAAGGAGGCCGCUGCCGCUGCGGCAGCUGCUGCAGCCGCUGCAGAGGCCAACACCGGCUUCGGCGACGCAGUCGAGGAGACCGAUGAUGAGCUCGAUGAUCUUGAAGAAGAUAUUGUAGUCACGCGCCUGUAAUAAUCGUAAUUUGUUAAUUGUUGUACGUUCUUUUUGUUUAUUUUGCCGACGGCGUCGUUGCGGCUGCAACAGCUCCACUGUUAAUGGUUAACACUGAGCAAUUCUGUUAAUCAAAUACGAGUGCGAAACUGUUAAGCAUAUGUAAAUUCAAACACACACACACACACACACCAAAAACUGUUGCAUAGCUGCAGGCGCACACAUUUCGUCGGCGCCAAUCGGCGACGCGUCCGAACUUUUGUCGUUGUAGUUGUCGUAGUACUUAGUACAUUCCCUCUUCCCAAUCCAUUUAACACAAAAGG